AGACUCAUUCUCUUUCUCUCACUUUUCUUUUUUUUUUUUUUCUAAUUCAAGAAACCAUUUUAUUUUCCUCUGUUCUUCUUUACAAUUUCUCCUCAAGAAAAUAUUCUCUUCAAGAUCAAGAAGAAUGUACAACGAAUGCAGCUCUCCCUCGACCGCAAGAUCAACGAUGACGAGAGGAACUAACCACAGGAUGAGAUCUCCCAUCUGUUGUUUAGGAGCAAACGCUGUGGUUGAGCCAGAGGCGAUGAUGAUCGGAGGAGGAGGAGGACCAAGAACUCCAAGAUCUCCUUACGAAUGGCUCAAAUCCACCGCGCAGGAGCUAGAGCUAAGAGAUCGGUGCCGCCGCGUGAAGUCACGUAUCAAGGUUACGUGCCGUAACAACCAUUGUGGUUAUAAUUGUCAUCAUCAUCAUCAUCAGAGACAUCAUAGCCAGAGUUAUCCUGGAGAUUUUAGUUAUGAUCCGUUGAGUUACGCGCUCAAUUUCGAGGACGAUGUGAGAGCUUCUGAUGACGACGGUUCUUUUCCGAAUUUCACGGCGAGGUUGCCUCAGUCUCCGGUGACUAAGACGAGAUCCGCCACGGUUGAUUUGAUCUCGUUUUGACGGUUCUGUUAAUUCAAAAAAAAAUUCUAAACAAAUCUAUUUUUCGUUUUUUUUUUUUUUUUUAAUAUGUGUGUGUGACGGUGGAAUGUAACUGUUCGCCGGUGAAAUGACGUACGAACAUGACGUCAUGUAUAUGUAAAUGCUCUCUCUCUCGAUCUCUCAUUCGCCAUAUUGAUUUGAUAUACAUGUAUGUAAAAUUGAUGUGUGCAAAUAAAAAGAAUCAUUUUCUGUAUA
Messenger RNA from Camelina sativa (false flax), 835 nucleotides. RefSeq lists its product as uncharacterized. NCBI's taxonomy places the organism in Eukaryota, Viridiplantae, Streptophyta, Magnoliopsida, Brassicales, Brassicaceae. The record is from RefSeq and is a predicted model, not a curated record.